Molecule: messenger RNA, 1638 nt
Organism: Lactuca saligna
Lineage: Eukaryota; Viridiplantae; Streptophyta; Magnoliopsida; Asterales; Asteraceae
Source: the annotation of a GenBank genome assembly
GAUCAAGAAGGUCCAUGGCCUAAGUUGACGACCUCCAUUGCACUCAGGAGGGGCGUUAGCUUAAGGUCGGCCCAAGUGGUCGAGCCUACGUCAUAAUUUGUGUCAGUGGGGGCCUGCGUUCGCGCGGCCCCCGUCAAUUCUCUAGUCAAUUUAUUCUUUUAAUUUCUACCUUCAAUCAUACUUUAUUAUUUCAUUUUCGCUUGGAAUCAUCAAAUUAGUAAUGGCAGAAAAUCCGGAAGAUGUCGAGAGCGAUAAACCGUUGUUGAUGAGAACUCCCCAUAAGAUGACUGGGAAUGUAUGGACAGCUGUUGCACAUAUAAUAACCGCAGUAAUAGGGUCAGGAGUUCUAUCUCUGUCUUGGAGUGUAGCACAGCUUGGAUGGAUUGCUGACCCUAUCAAUGGACAAACCAUUACCAAUCAUUCCUACUUGCAAGCUGUACAAAACAUAUUAGGGGGUUUGAGUGCGAGGAUUUGUGCAUUCUUGGCUUACUUCAACUUAUUCAAGUUAGGAGUUGUUUACACAAUUACAUCUGCAAUCAGCAUUAGAGCAAUUGAGCAGUCGAAUUGUUACCAUGAACAAGGGCAUGAAGCUGAUUGUGAAUAUGCCCUGACUUCUUACAUGCUUUUAUUUGGAUUUAUUCAAAUUAUAGCUUCUCAAAUACCUAAUUUCCAUACUACAAAAUGGCUCUCAGUUACUGCUGCAAUUAUGUCCUUCACAUAUUCCCUCAUUGGAUCCGGACUUGGGUUAGCCCAUACAAUAGGAAAUGGAAAAAUUGAAGGUAGCAUUGGAGGAGUUCCAACUAAUAAACCGAUUCAGAAAGUAUGGUUGGUCGCUCAAGCUAUUGGAGACAUCGCGUUCUCCUAUCCUUUUCCCUUGGUUUUUCUUGAAAUACAGAGCACUUUGAAAUCACCUCCACUUAAAGAAGUCACCAUGAAGAAGGCCUCAAGUAUUGCAGUUUUUACCACCACCAUUUUUUACCUCUGUUGUGGUGGAUUUGGAUAUGCAGCAUUCGGGAACUCGACUCCCGGGAAUAUCUUAACCGGGUUUGGAUUUUACGAGCCUUAUUGGCUCAUUGAUUUUGCUAAUGCAUGCGUUUUCCUUCACUUAAUUGGAGGAUAUCAGAUAUUUAGUCAGACGUUAUACGCGAUAGUGGAAAGAUGGUAUGCUGAAAAGUACGCUGGAAGUGAAUUCAUGAGUGAUUUUGAGAUUUUAGAGAUUAGGUUGAAUCCUGUUCGGCUAUGUUUUAGAACAUCAUAUGUGGUGUUAACGACAAGCAUAGCAAUGGUAUUCCCUUAUUUCAAUGAAGUGGUGGCGUUUGCAGGAUCAGUCACCUUCUGGCCAUUGGUUGUUUACUUCCCUAUUGAGAUGUAUUUUUUGCAGAAAAAGAUUGUAUCUUGGACAUGCAAGUGGGUUCUUCUUCGUAUCUUCACCAUUGUUUGCUUGUUUGUAUCGAUAUUUGCUUUGAUUGGUUCUAUUCAAGGACUAAUUGCCAAAAGAUUUGGAUAAAACACCCCACGCUAUGUACUCUUAACUACUAUUUGCAACUUAUCAUAUAGACCUUAUUAUGCUUUGUACAUAUAAAUAAAUUUUAGUUAUACUAUUUAAUAAUAGUUUUGAAAUUGACAUAUAAUAAUAGA